GGUGUUUGGGAGCCGGAGGAGAGCCGACCCUUCCAGCGCCGCUCUCCGGGCGAUGCCAGUGUAAAUGCCAGGGCGAUGUCCCGACGCAAGCAGGGGAACCCGCAGCACCUGUCCCGGAGAGAGAUCACGCCGGAGGCUGUGCAUCCAGAUGGCAGCUUGCUCUCUGAGUCCUUACCCGCCCAUCCGCUCAACCUGCCCACCCACCCGCUCUGCCUGCCUCCCCACGCGCUGGACUCCAGCCUGGCUCACGCCCUGCUGCCAGGCCUCCACGCCGAACACGACCUGCUGACAUGCGGCCAGUGUCAGAUGACCUUCCCGCUGGGCGACAUCCUCCUCUUCAUUGAGCACAAGAAGAAGCAGUGCCAGACUCCCCUACUGGCCAAUGGCUGCUAUGACAAGAUGACCGACCGAGGCGGAGGUGGUGGCGGGAGUCCCAGUCUGCAGAGCCUCCACCGUCACGCCUCGAAGGCAGAGCUGAGGAAAGUGAUGGAACCGGUGGAGAUCGGAAUCCAGGUGACGCCGGAGGAGGAGGAUGAGGUGGCACGAGGAGGAAAAGGUGGUGAGAUGGGAGAGAGGACACCCACCAAAGGAAUCUGUCCCAAACAGGAGAACACACCAACAGGUGGCAGAGAUGAGCCUUCCAGCUAUAUAUGUACCACAUGUAAGCAGCCCUUCCCCAGUGCCUGGUUCCUGCUGCAACAUGCCCAGAACACUCAUGGCAUUCGCAUUUACCUGGAGUCCAACCCCUCCAGUACAGCCCUCACCCCUCGUAUCACGAUGCCUCCACCCAUGGGCAAUGACUCUAUCCCACAGUCCUCCCUUACCAGCUUUCUGGGGGACAACAAUCCCUUCCACCUCCUAAGAAUGACAGCCCCUCUGCUACGGGAGCCUCCUCCAGGUUUUGUGGAGAACCGUCUCCCAAACACACCUCCGUUUGUCAGUCCACCUCCCCGCCACCACCUGGAUCCCCAUCGGCUGGAACGCCUCAGUGCAGAGGAAAUGGGCCUCAUCUCCCAGCACCCCAGUGCCUUUGAGAGGGUGAUGCGGCUAACACCCAUGGCUAUGGAGUCCCAGUCCAUGGACUUCUCCAGGCGAUUACGUGAAUUAGCAGGGAAUACCAAUAACACCACACCACCAUUGUCACCCAGCAGGGCCAACCCUAUGCAUCGACUACUAAAUGCCAAUCCUUUCCAACCAGGACCAAAAUCACCUUUUUUGAACACCCCUCCAUUACCACCAAUGCCCCCAAACAGCACCACUCCUCCCCAAACACAGAACAAGAUCAAGUCCUGUGAGUUCUGUGGUAAGACAUUCAAGUUUCAGAGCAACUUGGUGGUGCAUAGGCGCAGCCAUACUGGAGAAAAACCAUACAAGUGCCAGCUGUGUGACCAUGCCUGUUCCCAGGCAAGCAAGCUGAAGCGGCACAUGAAGACCCACAUGCACAAGGCUGGAUCCCUGACAGGACGCUCAGAUGAUGGACUCUCUGCCACAAGCUCUCCAGAGCCAGGCACCAGUGACGUGGCAGGUGAAGGCAUGAAGAAUCGUGAUGGGGACUUCCAGGGUGAAGGCAAUGAGGAUGAAGAAGAGGAGGAAGAGGAGGAAGAGCUUGAGAAUGAAAGUCGACCAGAAUCCAACUUUAGCAUGGAAUCUGAGUUCUACCGGAAUCGAGAAAAUGGUUCUAAACCUCCGUCAGAGGAGAAGCCAUCCCUUGCUAUUGACAAGAUGGUGGAAAGUGGGGGACUCAACUCUAUACAGCAAUUCAAUAAUUUAAUAGUUGACAAUCGUAAAAGGAUACCCUUCUCCAAGAGGAGCUUGGAUAGACAGCGAGAUGCUGGGGAUGAGGACUCAGUGGAGAUUGACCACCACCCACAGGAAGAGAGGACAACCAUUAAUGGCCGGAACUGUGGAUCCGGUGACUCUUUCUCAGGCCUGUUCCCCCGCAAGCCCACUCCUAUCACCAGCCCUAGCCUCUCCAACUCAAACAAGAGGAUCAAGAUUGAAAAGGACUUGGACAUUCCCCCAACACCCCAUAUCCCCUCUGAGAACGUCUAUUCCCAGUGGCUGGUAGGCUAUGCAGCCUCACGCCAUUUCAUCAAAGACCCUUUCUUAGGCUUCACUGACUCCAGACAAUCACCCUUUGCCACCUCCUCUGAGCACUCAUCAGAGAAUGGCAGCCUGCGGUUCUCAACGCCUCCAGGUGAUUUGCUGGAUGGUGGCCUAUCAGGCCGCAGUGGCACCGCUAGUGGUGGCAGCACACCUCACCUUGGCGGAGGCCCCGGUCCAGGUCGACCAAGCUCCAAGGACAGCAGAAGGUGUGACACCUGUGAAUUUUGUGGCAAGGUGUUCAAGAACUGUAGCAACCUGACGGUGCACCGGCGCAGUCACACUGGUGAGAGGCCUUACAAGUGUGAACUGUGUAACUAUGCCUGUGCCCAGAGCUCCAAGCUCACACGUCACAUGAAGACACAUGGCCAGCUUGGUAAGGAGGUCUACCGUUGUGACAUUUGCCAAAUGCCCUUCAGUGUGUACAGCACUCUGGAGAAACAUAUGAAAAAGUGGCAUGGAGAACAUUUGAUGACCAAUGAGGUCAAAAUUGAGCAAGCAGAGAGAGCCUAAUCCAGGUUCCUUAUUUCUGUACUCUGCACCAAACUUUCUUUGACUUUAAAAAAUAAAUAAAAUGGGGUAGCUGGAUACUCUUUUUCUGAAAUGUUAAUUUUGAGGUACUUUUGUGUUUUUUGCCUAAGAAUCUGCCAAUUGAAAAAAAAGUGAAAACAGAUCUUAACUCCAUUUGAAGCUGUCUAAACUGCCUCAUUUGGUGUUCCUUUUUAAACAAUCAGUCAGUUGAGUUAUAACAUAUGUGGAGCCUUUAACUGUGCAAUAAUUUCUGUAUUUAUUGGAUUUUGUAUUUUGGCAUGUGCAGGUACAUUUUUGUUUAGGCAUUUGUUUCAAUCUUUCUCUCUCUCUCUUUUUUUUUAGAAACCCACGGUAUCCUGAGAGACAAAAAUUGGUUUUAAGUAAUUUUUCUUUGGCCGCUGCUUGUAGGAAAUUGUAUAUUUAAGCUAAAUGUGUGAUUUCUUGAAGAGAAGCAGAAUUCAAUCUUCAAUUUGAAAGUGGUGUUCCUGAGAAUGCUAGAAUUAGUCUAUUUUGUGUGAUGACGAUAUGCGAACAACAAUCCUUUGGCAUUGUAGCAUGAACUGACUCUAAAACAUGUUGAUAUAAUUGGAUAUGUAGCACUGAGUGUCAUAUUUGUCACUAAAUCUGAAAUCAAAUAAGAUCCCAAGGUUGAUAAAUGCUGUCUGCUCCUGAGAAGAUCGUGACCAGUCAGACAAAAUCAAUUCCGAAUUUGGCAGCUGACUGUAGUAGGAAACCCUGACAAUGCUACAACGACCAUCCGUCUGCUUUCCACUUUUAUCUUUAACCUUAUUACACCCUACAUUCAUAUUUUAUAGUUUGCAUGAAGCCAUAUGAUCUCAGCAUUAUUAUUUAACAAGAUUAAAUUGAACAUGAAGCCAUGUAAGAGGUGCAUGCAUAGAUAUGUGGAAGAACAAAACAGAACAUGAGCACAGGGACAUCUCAGGGUGCGCUUUACUGCUUUUUAUCCAUUCAUUUUGUUACAUAUAAACUAUUUAAAAAAAUUCCCAUGACAUCAUGGAUUGAAACAAAUACCAUUCCAUUCAUCCCAGC
This is a messenger RNA of Thalassophryne amazonica, 3684 nucleotides long. It is a transcript of the gene bcl11ba, whose product is annotated as BAF chromatin remodeling complex subunit BCL11B a. The record is from RefSeq and is a predicted model, not a curated record. The transcript has 3 exons. NCBI's taxonomy places the organism in Eukaryota, Metazoa, Chordata, Actinopteri, Batrachoidiformes, Batrachoididae. Gene Ontology annotation, molecular function: RNA polymerase II cis-regulatory region sequence-specific DNA binding; DNA-binding transcription factor activity. Gene Ontology annotation, cellular component: nucleus. Gene Ontology annotation, biological process: positive regulation of transcription by RNA polymerase II. Bases 76 to 2616 code for a protein of 846 amino acids.